Ilex paraguariensis (yerba mate) is the source of this 1975-nucleotide messenger RNA. The record is from the annotation of a GenBank genome assembly. Lineage: Eukaryota; Viridiplantae; Streptophyta; Magnoliopsida; Aquifoliales; Aquifoliaceae.
CUCAUGGGCCUUCCACUCCUCAUCAGAGACCUGCGGUCCCUUCGAUGUUACCGAUGGCGCCUCCAGGACCCCCACUUCAUGCACAAUUGCCAGGGCAACCACCCGUGCCAUUGAGGCCUCAGGCACCUGGACUUUUGCCUCAGCCUGGACAGUCAUUAAACCCACAGGAGCAUUUCCAGCCACCGGUGCUGAAUCAGUCUCAAGGUCCUUUUCAUUCAGACAUUGCCGUCGGGAGGGGCCCUGGACCUGAUCAUUUUGGUCACUCAUAUAGAACUUAUGAUAUGCAUUCUAGCACUCCUCAAGGGCCAGUACUUAGUGCUGUACAUCCCGGUCCUAUUGCUCCUCAAGUUGGUCUGAUGGGAAGAGCACCACCACAUGGUCCUGAAGGUCAGUUUGGUCUGCAGCGUCCUACCAAUCCAGUGGAUACUAAAAUGCUCCCAAAUCAGAGACCACAUCUCUUCGAUGGCAGACAAUUGGACUCGCAUCCUCCAGGGUCUUUGGAGAGGGGCCCAUUUGGGCAGCUUCCUGGUAAUGAAUCAAAUAUGAGGAGAAUUAAUGGGGCGCCAGGCCUUGAAUCUUUGCGGGAUGAAAGGUUCAACUCCGUGACUGAUGAACGUUUAAAUGCUUUUGCAAUGGAGCCCACUCGACGCUUUGACCAAGUAUCAAGGCCUCUUGACAUGGCACCCCGUGGGUACAAUUAUGAUGCUGGAGAACGAGCAAUGGGAGUUGGUCUUCAUGAUGAUAACCGUGGUUGGAUGGAUUCCACUCAUUCUCAUCCAGAUUUUCUUGGACCAGUUUCUGGAUUUGGUCGGCAUCAAAUGGAGCGGUUGACUCCAAGAAGUCCAGGUAGAGAAUACCCUGGUAUUCCAUCUCGUGGAUUUGGAGGCCGCCCACAUGGCCAAUCAGGUCUUGAUGAUAUUGAUAGCAGGGAACCUCGUUCAUUUGGUGAGGGAUCCAGAUCUUUUAACCCACCUUCAGAUCCAGUCGGCAAUUCGUUUCAUGAAACUAGGUUUCCCACUUUGCCUGGCCGCAUGCGGAAAGGCGAGCUUGAUGGUUCGGGGAAUUUGCGAAUGGAUGAGCAUUUGGCAUUUGGUCCUCAGAACAAUUGGAGGGGUGGAGACUUAAUGGGGCAGGAGAUUCCGCCUAGCCACUUGCGGAGGGGUGAGCUUUUGGGCCCUCGGAAUUUGCAGAGUCAUUCGCAUUUGGGAGAGCCAACUGGCUUUGGGGCUUUUUCUGGUCAUUCACGCAUGGGGGAAUUGGCUGGGCCUGGGAACUUCUCCCAUCAUCCACCUUUCAGUGAGUCAUUCGGAGGCAACCAGUCAAGUCAUCCACGUCUUGGUGAGCCUGGGUUUAGGAGCAGCUACUCCCUCCAGGGAUUUCCGAAUGAGGGUGGACUAUAUGCAGGUGACAUGGAUCCCUUUGAUAAAUCAAGAAAGAGGAAGCCAUGGAGCACAGGAUGGUGUCGUAUCUGUAAAAUUGAUUGUGAAACAGUUGAAGGUCUGGACCUGCAUUCACAGACAAGGGAACACCAGAAGAUGACAAUGGAUAUGGUUAUAAGCAUCAAGCAGCAGAAUUCAAAGAAACAGAAGACUUCUAACAAGCAUUCUGCACUAGAAGAGGCAAGCAAGCCAAGAAAUGCUGGUUUUGAGGGUCGUGGCAAUAAACCUUAAGCUGUGUCGAUAAUUGGGACUCGAGGUUGCUGCCUUGUUAUUGGAGAGGGUUUUGUGGAACUGAAGUUUCAGUGCAGUUAAGUUUGUUAUGCUUAUGAUUUUGACAUUUUAAUUUUCUAUUCGGAUAGUUUUAUGUCAAAUUAGCAACAUUAUCGGAGGUGUUACUGCACUUUUCAGUUAAUGGAUCGAUUUGUAGUUCUUUGUAUGGAAAAUGUGUUCUUGCCCAUAGAUGAGGAUGUUUUGAUUGUUUUAACAGUUGAAUUGUGUAACAUUCACGUGAGUUGAAUUACCUGUGUCAUAUGGGA